CGAACUUUCUCUUCAUCCUCACCCUAACAGAUCUCUCCUCUUUGACACAUUUUAUCGAAUUGGUUUUGCUAUUCCUGAGAGAAUGGUGUGCAGAUGUGUGUGUACCUGUAUUUUGAUGCAUUUUAUUGAAUGGGUUUUGCAUUUUAUCUCUAUUCUGCACUCUUUGCCAAUGAUCCUGCCAAGUUCCUUCUCAUGGUGGCCAUCAUCCCCUUCACCAUGUGUUGCACUGCCAUGCUCCUCCUCCGUAAGUCCCCGUCUUCCGUCUUCCCAGCGCCGGCUGUAAAGGAGGACGACGAGACCGAGAUCAAGUACUUCAACAUCAUCAACGCCUUCACGGUGGUGGUCGCCGUCUACCUCCUCUCCUUCGACAUCACUGGCGAUCACCGGCGACUCCUUUCCAAGGCCUUCUCCAUCCGGUUGAUCAUUCUUCUCCCGCUUCCCAUGGCAAUCCCAUUCCGUAUCUGGUUCAAGGAAGCGAGAUCCAGAGCAAACCGCGCACCGGAGCUCGAUCUCGAGGUUUGAAUCCAGGCGACAUUGCUGACUAAGUAGCAAGAGGUGGUGGCCGUACCGGAAGGUGAGGAGAAACACCGACCGUCCAUCGGGGAGGA
This is a messenger RNA of Dioscorea cayenensis subsp. rotundata (Guinea yam), 608 nucleotides long. RefSeq lists its product as uncharacterized. Bases 130 to 522 code for a protein of 130 amino acids. The transcript has a single exon. The record is from RefSeq and is a predicted model, not a curated record. Lineage: Eukaryota; Viridiplantae; Streptophyta; Magnoliopsida; Dioscoreales; Dioscoreaceae.